This is a messenger RNA of Cyprinodon tularosa, 1817 nucleotides long. RefSeq names its product leucine rich repeat containing 34 (gene lrrc34). Lineage: Eukaryota; Metazoa; Chordata; Actinopteri; Cyprinodontiformes; Cyprinodontidae. The record is from RefSeq and is a predicted model, not a curated record. Bases 1 to 1269 code for a protein of 422 amino acids. The transcript is spliced from 11 exons. Gene Ontology annotation, molecular function: protein binding.
AUGUCUGGUUAUGAUGUUAAUACGGGAUCCGAGCAGCCGUCCGUCAUGGCUGAUCAAACUAUUUCUGAGUCUUACAAAGAUGUUUGCGGAAAACACGGGAUCAGAAUAAACCUGUUUGUUUUAGAAAACUUACAGAAAAUGUCGACAACAAGGAGCCCCUGCCUGAAGCUAGUCGGUAACAGCAAGCAGGGAGGCUGUCACAAACUCUGUGACGAUGACGUCUUUGCUCUGUCAAAAUGCCUACAUAGCAACCGGACUGUUACAGCUCUGGAUUUGAGUUAUAAUAAUGUAGGUGACAGAGGAGCUGGACACCUGGCUGACCUUUUAGAGGAUUCAGCUCUGCUCUAUCUGGACCUGACGUUUAACAACAUUGGAUCAAAGGGGGCUGAACUCCUGUCCAUCUGCCUGAAGGCUAACAGCAACCUGGUCUUCCUCAGGCUGUCUCUGAAUAAGGUCGGUGAAGUUGGAGCCCUCCACCUGGCCCACAUGCUGCCGGUAAACUGGAGCCUGCGGGUGCUGUAUCUGGACCAAUGUGACCUGGAUAUUUCAAGCCUGAUUGCCUUUUGCACCUCGAUUGAAAACAACCAGACUCUUCGUCUUAUUGACCUGAGUCGACCACUGCAAUUGAGCCUCCAGGAGGAGUGGGCCACACACUUUUCUAAGAUGUUUGCUGUGAACACCAGCCUGGUGGAGCUCCAUCUGGGGAAGAUGGGCUUAACAGACACGGGCAUGGAGAGGCUGGCAGAGGGCCUGAAGCGGAACCACACCCUGCGCUACCUGGACCUGCGCUGUAACCGUGUUUCCCAUGAUGGUGCUCUGUACCUCGCCUCGGUGCUGAAAGAGAAAACGGCCAUCGAGAUCCUGAAUCUGUCCAUCAACUGCAUCGAGGACGUCGGCGCGGGUUACCUGAGCGACGCCAUCUCCAGGCCAGGAUGUGUCCUAAGAGAGUUAUCUGUCUGCACAAACAACAUCAGGACUCAAGGUCUGUGCUCCUUGGCUCAGGCUCUGAAAAACAACCCCACUCUGACACACCUCUAUAUUUGGGGAAACCACCCAAAGGAGCCAGCCUGCCGGGCCUUCAGAGAGCUGAUCUCCAGCGGGCGUCUGCCCCCCCAGAACACCGACGUCGAGUCUUACGAGCAGGACGGUCACGUCUUCCUGGCUGAGGCCUUUCAUGGUUUGAGGAAAAGCCUUUAUCAAGCAGAUGGUAACGUUACAGAUGCUACAGUCGGCAGCGCGUCCGAUGGGGCUCCAGAAGACCAACAUUGACUAUUAGUUUGUUGAUCUGCUGCUAUGCUCAUGAUCAAACACAUGUUACAGUGAAAUGUUUUAUUAGGAUGUGCAAAUGUAAUAUUUCCAUGUAAAAGUGUCCAGACAUAAGGCUGGAAUAAAAGUCAUUAAAUAUGUUCAACACACCAAUUUACUUUUUUCUGCUACAUAAUCAAGUUUCUUUUCAAGUUGUUAAAAUAUUUGUGCUUAUUAAAUGUGCAUCAGUCACUUUACGUAUCACACUAUGAAAUGUUUUAUAAAAGUCAUAAUAUUUUGGACAAUAAUGAACGGCUUAUACCUUCCUGGUGGCGGAGAGUUCUGUUUGUUUCAGACUAAAUUUAGAGUUUGUUGAAAUCUUUGUGUUCCAAAAACACCAAUUACUCCUCAGGCUGACUCUCCUCCUGACCGCUCGUCUUCCCGUCUGUGACCUCUGGAUCCCACUCCAGUUGGAUGUUUCUGUUCUUCACGCUGUACUGCAGCUGUCGCCCCUCCUGUGAACCGACCGUCCAGCGCUGCAUCGCCAGCCGAGCCAGGGCCGGCAUUCGAGG